CUCUCUCAUGGCGCAAGGGCAAAAAACUCCCGAGUUGAGGAAACUUUAUAAAAGCAUUUUGAAUGGGGACAUGAAAGAAGUAAGAGCUCAAUGUUCAGCAAUAACAGAUCUUUCUGGGACCCUAACACCACAUGGCGAUAACAUCCUCCACACGGCAAUCUGCAUGAAAAACGAGAGCAUCGCCAGAGAAAUCCUGAAGAAAUUUUGUAAAGAACCAGAACGGCUACUGAAAAUGCAAAAUGCGCUGGGGGACACCGUCCUCCAUGAGGCUGCGGCAACCGACAUGACCAACAUUGCGCAGAAAUUGUUAAAAUCAGCUCCAGGAUUGCUGGGUAUGCGUAAUAAGCGUGGGGAAACACCUCUUUUCAGAGCAGCCCAUUAUGGCAAGGUUAAAACGUUCAGGGCUCUAGCCAAUGAACUGAACGAACAAGAACCGGCCAACAAAAUGGAUCAUUUGAAAAGGGAAGAUGGAACAACCAUCCUUCACAUCACAAUUCUUGCAGAGUUCUUUGAUCUUGCACUGGAGAUAGCGAAUAGGUAUCCAGAAUUAAUUAAUGCCGAAGAUCCAAAUGGGAUGAUAGGACUUCAGCUCAUCUCAAGGAAUCCAUCAGCAUUCAAGAGUGGCAGAAAAUAUGGAUUUUUCAGGAAAUUCAUUUAUUAUUGCAUUCCUAGUGAGGAACCUAAAAAGGAAGAAGAGAGCAACCCAAAAGACACUCAUGAAUCUGAUGAUCAAGGCCCCAAGCUGCCUCCAAACUACGACGUUUGUGUGCAGUGCUUCUCAAUGGUAGUACGUAAACUUAUUUCAGGAUGGCCGGUGAUGGAGGGUAUAUAUAAUGAAAAGAGAAAACACAAAGCCGCUCUCAAACUGGCAAAGUUUCUAAUACCAGAAGAUUUGUCGUGGGAGUUGGGAAGUCAUUCCAUAGAAACCGAGGAUAGGAUCUCAAUAGGGAAGGCCGCAGCUUUCACUGAAGAAGGAGGGAAGGACGAAAAAACGAAGGAUAAAGAAAGUCUCGAUCUAACAGCUCGUACUGGUAGGCAACCAUAUUGGCCAUGGCCAGAUGAGUUGCCUACAACAGCUCCGAUCGGAUCAGAGGGAACAAGCAAUCCAACACCACCAGCUCCCAUUUCGUUGCUUUUGGCAACGAGCACAGGAAUAGUAGAGAUUGUGAAGGAGAUACUUGCAGUGUAUCCCCAGGCGGUUGAGCACGUAAGUGAUAUGGGGCAGAACAUAUUGCAUGUGGCCAUUCAGUUCCGUCAAUUGGAAAUCUUUAAAAUUGUAAGGGAUAUGGAAAUACCAAUGUUAAGAUUGGCUCGACAAUUUGAUCACAGAGGGUACUCCAUCUUGCACCAUGUUGGAAUCACCAAGUACUACACUAGAAGUAGCAAGUCCGGUCCUGCUUUCCAAUUGCAAGAGGAGUUGCGUUGGUUCAAGCGUGUGGAGAAGAUGAUACCCUCCCAUUAUGCAAUGCACUGCAGCAAGGAAAAGGAGGAGACCGCCCAAGAGUUCUUCGAAAGAACCCAUAAAAAACAUCUCAAGGAGGCAAAAGAAUGGCUGAAGCGGACCUCCGAGUCUUGCUCUACUGUUGCGGUCCUUAUCGCCACCGUCGCCUUUGCUGCCGCCUACACCGUGCCAGGAGGUUCCGAUCAGGAAACUGGAACUCCCAUCCUCCUUUGCGACACUUUCUUCCUGAUUUUCACUUGCAUGGACGUUCUCUCCCUUGCAAGCUCAUUGACUUCCGUAGUCAUGUUCCUUUCUAUCCUCACCUCACCCUUUGACCUCCAAGAUUUCCGCCACUCACUUCCUCGGAAACUCAUAAUCGGCUUCACCUUCCUCUUCUUCUCAGUGGCGGUGACCAUGCUUGCUUUUGCUGCAACAAUCGUGCUCAUCAUUCAUUUGAGGAAGCGGUUGACUAGAACGCUCAUAUACACUGCUGCAUUCCUUCCUGUCUCCUUCUUCGCACUCUUACAGUUUCCUUUGUAUGUCGCGUCAUCGAGUACUUUGAAGUUCACUCUCAAAUUGAUUAGGAAGGUUCUUCCCUGCCGUUUACUCCCUCGUUGUUUGCAAAAGACCACUACGCCGUCCAUUAAUUACAAGACUCAACGAUGCAGGACGGAGAAAGAACAUUAA
This is a messenger RNA of Corylus avellana, 2128 nucleotides long. The record is from RefSeq and is a predicted model, not a curated record. NCBI's taxonomy places the organism in Eukaryota, Viridiplantae, Streptophyta, Magnoliopsida, Fagales, Betulaceae.